GGAUUCUAAUGGUAAAAUUUCAAAAGAUAAAGCAAUCAAGGCUUUUUCAAGGCCUGCAGCUGGUCAACCACCUCCAUUACCAUCUGAUGUUAGACCGCCUCAGAUAUUAUUUAAAACAUUAAACUACAUUGUUGAUAAUAUUCUUCCGGACCUACCAGAAUCACAGUCAUUUAUAUGGGACCGUACUAGAUCAAUCCGUCAAGAUUUCACCUAUCAAAAUUAUUUUGGUCCAGAAGCUAUGGAUUGUAAUGAAAGAACUGUUAGAAUUCAUAUAUUGACCCUUCAUGUUAUGGCAAAGACAAGAUCUGAGUUCUCUCAACAACAAGAACUUGAACAGAUGAAUAAAGCUUUGAAAACUUUAUCGGAAAUGUAUGCUGAAUAUAGAUCGAGGGGUAUACAGGCUCCAAAUGAAGCUGAAUUUAGAGCAUAUUAUCUCAUAAGUCAGUUGAGGGAUCCCGAAUUAGAUAGAGAGAUUCAAUCAUUUCCCGAUGGCAUCAUCAAUGAUAAAAGGGUUCAACUAGCUUUAAAUUUAAGAAAUUUAGUUCGAACAAACAUUAUUGAAAGAGGAUUUCAACCAACAGAAGAUGUUUUAAAUUUUUAUAAAAAUUUUUUUCAAAACUUUUCUCAAGGUCAGAUACCAAUUCUUUUGUCUUAUCUUUUGGAGAUUCAUUUAAAUGAAAUUAGAUUUUAUGCUAUAAAGUCAUUGAAAAGGUCUUUACAUGCCAAGUCAAAACCAUACCCUUCAGAUUAUAUGAUUAACUUACUGGCAUUCAAUGAUUUUGUUGACCUUUCAAAUUAUGCAAAUUAUUAUGGUCUCAAAAUUACCAAAGAAGGUGGUCAAAGUUUUGUUGAUUUACUUUCAUUAGCUCAUCCAUCACAUUUAUUGCCAGAUCAAAAACCUUUAGUGCAAGCUUUUUUUGAUAAACAUGAUGCUAAAGUUACUUCUUAUAAAGAAUUAAUUGAAAGUGGUGUUUCCAAUAUUGAAGUUUUAAAUAUACCAUCCUCUAUUAGUGAGCCAAUUCCGUUAGCGGUACCUACUAAUAACUUUAAUCAACAGCCAAAGGCUCCAAGUUUCAAUUUUUCAUUCCCACAAAAUAAUACAAUUCAACCUAAUAGUGUUGAUGAAGAACAAGCUAAACUUGAAGAGCUGAAAAAAUCACAAGAAAAGGAAGCCUUACUGAAAAAGAAACUAGAAGAGGAAAAGGCUAAACGAGAUCAACAAAGGGCAUUAGAAGAACAAAGAAGGAAAGAAGAACAAGAACAGAAAAGAUUACAACAGCUUGAAAAUGAAAAAAUUGCAAAAGAACAAGAAAGACAAAAGAAGAUUCAGUUGGUUAGUUCUUUAUCAGAAACUUUGACUCAAAAUUUGAUCAAAUCCACUAUUGGAAAAGAACUAACUAGUGCUUUAAAACCAUUAGUUGAAUCUGAAAUAUCUAGGAAGCAAAAGAAGAAAACAAUUCUGAACUCUUUCAGUGAAGGUUUAUUUGAAGCUUUUGUUGGUGAAUUGAUUUACAUUGAAUCAUUGGAGAUAUUGGCUGAUAAUUUUAGAAAGUUUAAAUUGAAAAAGUUAUUAAUUAAAAAAGUUAGUCACCUAGCUAAAGAAUCUAGAGAAAAAGUUGAACUCAAAAAAAGAAAAAGAGAGGAAUUUUUAGAAGCUUCCAAAACUUUUGGUAUACCAAAGAUAAUAGCAAAGAGAAAGAAAUUAAAUCAUCACAAGAAGAAGAAUACUAGCGUUGCUUCACAAGAUGAAUAUGAUACUAAAGUUCAUAAAGAUACUAAAAAUGAGAAUGUUGAUCUGAAUCCAUUAAAUUUUGAGCAAUUGACUGAAAACUUGAAGAACAAUAUGAUUGAUAAAUAUGAGAUUUUAAUGUUUUUCCAAGAUUUAAAUACAACAAGAUCAAUUUUUUUAAGAAGAAAGUUUUCAAUUGAUAAGACAUUAGAUUUUACAAUUGGAAAUCAUUUAAAGAUAAUGGGAACGAGUGAAAUAAAUCCAUCCAAGUUUAAUAAUGUUAAUUUGUUGAUAUUCAAUUGUGAUGGAAUUGAAAGCAUAAGAGAACAAAGAGUUUUAUUGAAAGAAUUAAUUAAUGGUAUUUCAUUAAAUUCAAAUUUUAAAUUUGAAGUUUUGAUAGUUUUUUGGGAAUUGAAAGGAUUAAUCAAGUUAUCAAAGAAUGAGAUUUUAAAAGAGUUGAAUUUUAGAAGUAAUGAUACUAUAUUGAAUGUUGAUGUUUUGAAGAUAGAUGGUGAUUUAAAGAUUGAAUCUUUACAACGGAAAGUUGAUGAAUUAGGUACCAAAUUUGGUUAUACAGCUAAAGGUGAAUAUAAUUUAAAACAUAACAAGGGUAAAUUUAAAACCAAUGUUGGUUUAAAAUCAAAUGAUCAAUUGAAAAUUUUUAAAGAUGGUGAAAGUUCCUUUGAACAUGAUUUUAUUGGUGAUGAUAAUAAAUUUUAUAAACAUUUACAAAAACAUAUUGAAGCGUCACCAAAAAGAGUUGCAUUACCAAAAUUAUUGUCAAAUUUCAAUAAAUCUAAUGAAUUUUUAAAUGUUGGUAAAAAAAAACAGGCAAAGAUUGAAGUUUAUAGUACACCUAGACCAAAAUCAAGUGAAUUAUUACAAACCCCAUCAUUUUAUAAUGAUAGUACUGGGAGUUCAAUAUCUAAUUUAUCCAAUAUUACAUUUGCAAAUCAAUCAAGUUCCACACCAAUUAAUAUUAUUAAUAAACCUUCAUAUGCACAAGUUGUUAAGAAUUCAAUCAAACAGGAGGUACGGGAAGAGGAAGAAGAUAAACCAGUCCCAAAAAGUAUAUUGGAGCUAAGAAAAUUAGCUGCAAGUGUUCGUGAGAGACAUGGUAAAAAGAAGGAGUAAUUUGCAUCAUUUGUUUUUUUAUGUAUAAGUUUGCAUUAGCAUUACAUGUUUAACGUUUAAAAACUACUGUUUUGUAAAUAUCAUAAGGUGUUUAAUUGAAAUGCAGAUAUGAAUUAUAAAAUGCAUUGAUCAACAAUGGCGUUAGUAUAAUUCAAGCACAAAGACCAACAUCAAUAAAGAACUGAAUCAUAAAAAGAAGGGUUGGAAGCCCUGGUGAUGGAUCACAAACAUUGAAAGAUAAUCAUCAAAACAAAAUGGAAAUAAACAGAAUGGGAAUGAUGUGUGUUGAAUAUAUUUUUUGUUUUAAUCAUGGGAAGUAAUGAUUAAUCAUUAGUUCAAUAGUUCAAUUCUUUUUCCAAUGACAUGUCCAUGAACCAACAUCUAAUUUAAAGAUGAAUAUUUAUUAAUUAUGAUUGUAAAUUGUAAAGAUUAGAAACCAG
Molecule: messenger RNA, 3303 nt
Organism: Hansenula anomala
Lineage: Eukaryota; Fungi; Ascomycota; Saccharomycetes; Phaffomycetales; Wickerhamomycetaceae
Exons: 1
Biological process (GO): mRNA export from nucleus
Cellular component (GO): nucleus; cytoplasm; transcription export complex 2
Source: RefSeq, a predicted model, not a curated record